This is a messenger RNA of Corylus avellana, 306 nucleotides long. Lineage: Eukaryota; Viridiplantae; Streptophyta; Magnoliopsida; Fagales; Betulaceae. The record is from the annotation of a RefSeq genome assembly.
AUGGAUAAAUCCAAGCGACUCUAUUUUAAAUCCAAGCGAUCUUUUCGUAGGCGUUUGCCCCCGAUUGGCUCGGGGGAUCGAAUUGAUUAUAGAAACAUGAGUUUAAUUAGUCGAUUUAUUAGUGAACAAGGAAAGAUAUUAUCUAGACGGGUGAAUAGAUUAAACUUAAAACAACAACGAUUAAUUACUAUUGCUAUAAAGCAAGCUCGUAUUUUAUCUUUGUUACCUUUUCUUAAUAAUGAGAAACAAUUUGAAAGGGGUGAGUCGACCACCAGAACUACUGGUCUUAGAAUCAAAAAGAAAUAG